AUGUCUCACAUGGCAUCAAAUGCCCUCCGACAGGCGUCGCGAAGCUGCGCCAGCCGCCGCCUGUCCUCCAGCUUCCUGAGAGUCAGCUCGCCACUUGCUGGUCGGAUGGUAACGGGUCGACGAUAUGUCUCAGAGUCCAAAGUCGGCAACGCGCAGGUCAGCGUUGACACGGCUAUCAAAGCUGAGCAGAGGAAAUUCAUGGAGAGCACAGGCAUCCAACCCCAGAAUGCAGAAUUGUCCGCGUCGUCGGUGAGUGGUGAUGCUGCUAUGAGCCCGACCGCGGGCAUCCUCAAACAAGCCACCAUUAUGGAUGAAGGCAACCGMCCUAUUUAUCUUGACAUGMAAGCCACUACACCCACAGAUCCCCGCGUUCUCGACGCCAUGCUUCCCUUCCUCACCGGCCUAUACGGUAACCCUCACUCCCGAACACACGCCUAUGGCUGGGAGACAGAGCAGGCUGUCGAAGAUGCUCGCGCUCACGUUGCCAGUCUUAUCGGAGCUGAUCCCAAAGAGAUUAUAUUCACAAGUGGAGCGACCGAAAGUAAUAACAUGAGCCUCAAGGGUGUGGCCCGAUUCUUCGGUCGAUCGGGAAAGAAGAAGCAUAUCAUCACAACUCAAACCGAGCACAAGUGUGUGUUGGAUAGCUGUCGUCACUUGCAGGAUGAAGGAUUCGAGGUGACCUAUUUGCCGGUGCAAAACAAUGGUCUGAUCAAGAUGGAGGACCUCAAAGCCGCCCUCCGUCCAGAAACUGCUAUUGUGUCGAUCAUGACUGUCAAUAAUGAAAUUGGUGUUAUCCAGCCAGUGGAAGAAAUUGGAAAGCUGUGUCGCGCCAAUAAGACCUUUUUCCACACUGAUGCUGCCCAGGCAGUAGGAAAGAUUCCCAUUGAUGUGAACAAAUGGAAUGUCGAUCUUAUGUCCAUUUCAGGCCACAAGAUCUACGGCCCCAAAGGUAUUGGAGCGUGCUAUGUCCGACGUCGUCCCCGUGUUCGUCUCGAUCCCCUUAUCACAGGUGGUGGUCAGGAGCGAGGUCUCCGAAGCGGUACUUUGGCGCCUCACCUUGUGGUCGGAUUAGGUGAAGCUUGCCGUAUUGCCAAAGCAGACAUGGACUAUGACACUGCACAUGUUAAGAGAUUGUCCAAGCGCUUGCUGGACGGCCUCUUGGCUAUGGAACACACCAGCCAGAACGGCGACCCGGAACGACACUACCCUGGUUGCGUCAACGUAUCUUUUGCAUACAUCGAGGGUGAAUCCCUUUUGAUGGCGCUUAAGGAUAUCGCUCUCUCCUCCGGCAGUGCUUGCACAUCAGCCUCGCUCGAGCCCAGUUACGUGUUACGUGCCUUGGGUAACAGCGAUGAGAACGCCCACAGCAGUAUUCGAUUCGGUAUUGGCCGUUUCACCACCGAGGCUGAGAUCGACUACGUGUUGAAAGCCGUCACAGACCGUGUAUCAUUCCUCCGAGAGUUGAGUCCUCUGUGGGAAUUGGUGCAAGAAGGCAUUGCCUUGGACACGAUCGAGUGGAGCCAGCAUUAG
This is a messenger RNA of Talaromyces amestolkiae, 1530 nucleotides long. RefSeq lists its product as uncharacterized. The record is from RefSeq and is a predicted model, not a curated record. Gene Ontology annotation, molecular function: cysteine desulfurase activity; pyridoxal phosphate binding. NCBI's taxonomy places the organism in Eukaryota, Fungi, Ascomycota, Eurotiomycetes, Eurotiales, Trichocomaceae. The transcript has 2 exons. Gene Ontology annotation, cellular component: mitochondrion; cytosol; nucleus. Gene Ontology annotation, biological process: [2Fe-2S] cluster assembly. Bases 1 to 1530 code for a protein of 509 amino acids.